This is a messenger RNA of Aspergillus saccharolyticus JOP 1030-1, 1713 nucleotides long. RefSeq names its product putative integral membrane protein Pth11-like. The record is from RefSeq and is a predicted model, not a curated record. The transcript has 2 exons. NCBI's taxonomy places the organism in Eukaryota, Fungi, Ascomycota, Eurotiomycetes, Eurotiales, Aspergillaceae. Bases 1 to 1713 code for a protein of 570 amino acids.
AUGAGUAUACAAUGGAUGUUGGAUUCUCGAGGGCUUUUCGACACCGCGCCCCCCAACCCUCGGACCAAGUUGGACAACAACGCCACCCUUCUUGUGAGCUGGUGGGCGACUGGGUUCUCCUUGGCGAUCAUUGUCACUCGAGUGUUCGGACGCUAUGUCCGCACCGAGCGCUUCUUCAUGGAAGAUAAGGUCAUGCUAGCCGGUGUCAUUCCGCUACUGAUACGGAUGGCUUGUGUGCAUGUCAUUUUGAUAUGGGGAACCAACAAUGUGAAGACUGCGGGACUCUCUGCCGAGAAUAUCAAUCAUAGAGUGGUUGGUAGUAAGCUGGUUUUGGUCGCACGAAUCUUCUAUGCUGUCUUUAUCUGGACGGCGAAAUUCACCGUAUGCGAGUUUCUGAAACGUGUCUCGGGCAUGAUCUGGCGGCGAUCCCUCGACAUCUUCCGCAAAUCGCUCUAUUAUUUCCUAGCCUCGACCCUCCUCGCGGUAGUCAUUGCUACCCUCGCGGAAUGCACUCCGUUCGCCCAUUACUGGCAAGUCAUACCGGAUCCAGGGCCGAAGUGCCGCCUUGGCUAUGCGAACUUGAUCGUGAUGGGGACCUGCGACGUGAUAACCGAUUUGCUUCUGGUUGCAUUCCCAAUUCCUUUCAUCAUGAUGACACACAUGCCUUUGAAGCGGAAAGCCGCCCUUGUCGUCUUGUUCGCUUUGUCCUUGAUUCUCGUGGCAAUCACACUCUAUAGAGUGCCGUCCGUCAUCUGGCACGAUGGGGAGCAACAGUAUCGAUCGCUCCUGGCAUCGCUCGAGAUACUGGUCGCAACGGCGGUGUCCAAUGCCGUGGUGAUCGGCUCCUUCGUGCGUGAUAAGGGCCUUAAGAAGAACAAGUUCAAGAAGGCCCUGGCAUCCGCUUCAGUCAGCGAGAACAUGGACUAUAGCUCCUUUCGCCGCCAAACCAUCACCCACCAUCAAUGGGGCAGUGAUUCCGACCUGGCCGCGGGUCUGGGCAUCCGUCUAGAGCCAGAGUUGUGCUCUUCAGACAGGGAUCUGCCUCGCCCGGCCCCGGUCGCAGCCCCUUACCACACCCUCACAGGCCGUCCUGGCGGACUAUUGAAUCCGAACUGGUCCUUUACCCAACGACCGCUCGGUGGCAUGGACGAUGAUCGCACGUCGACUACAGGCAGCCUCGACAUCAAAGUCAGUCCGCACGAAUAUAUCCAAACCAACCUCUCUCCCCCGCACGGGCUGCUGCCCCGAGAAGUCUCAUCCCCUACCCAACUCUCCAUCUUCGACGUGGGCGGCCUACUCAGCGCGCCCACCCCCACCACCGCGUAUCCCUCACACUACACCGAUCAACCGCGACAUGGCAGCAGUGGCAGCGGGAUAUCCGCCGUCCAAGACUUUGGAGCAGCCAUCUCCUCCCCGGACUCGCCGAACCCGGACCCGGACCUGGCCCCAGACCCCAAUGCCGCCGCCACCACCACCUACCACCGUCAUCGACAUCCCUCGUCGGCAUCUCUCCCGUAUGCUUCGCCCCGCGCUGGUGGCCUCCGCCGUACUUCGCUUUCGUUGAAUCGUCGCCGGGCUUCGAGCGUGCAUUUCAGCGAGUUCCCGGAUUCGCCUGUCCCGUCGUAUCGCUCGCAACCCGAUGUGUCGGCUCCGAUCCCAGAAGGGGAUGAUGUGGAGCUUCAGGAUGUAGGAGGGUUGCUGUCGCGGCGGUGA